AUGCGACAAUGGAUCGACCUCUGCGUUCGCACUCACAGACUGAUUCGGGCCAACCCUGCGUUUGAUCGAAUGAAGAUUUCAGGUCCAACUCUGGCCGCUGAUCCGCAUAACACCAAUAUCUGGAUUGCAGGUAACAACACCAUUCCAAACCAGAUUGAGUAUCGUCUUGAAGCCGGUCCGGGUACUGGGACUUCCCAGUCAGCUUACGAUCUUACCAAUGCCUAUCCAUCUGUUGUUGCCAUGCUUCGCUCGUACGGCAUUCCGGAAAGACCUCAAAUUAUAAACGACUAUGCUUCUUUCCAGGAGCAGAUCCCAUUCGGCGCAGCUUUCUGGAUUUCACAGCUCAAGAGAUACAACACUCACGCUCUACGCGGUAAUUGGCAAGGUGGAAAUACUCUUCACGAUCUUAUGGCAAACCUUUUGACGAAAAGUGACCCCUUCAAGUAUACCGCCACUGGCUACAUGCCCGGUCCGAAAUACACCGUCUAUCAAAACUACUAUAAGAACAUGACUGGAGUUCGUGUAGAUAAUACCGGGGGCGACAAACCUCCAGUUUGA
This is a messenger RNA of Talaromyces stipitatus ATCC 10500, 558 nucleotides long. RefSeq lists its product as uncharacterized. The record is from RefSeq and is a predicted model, not a curated record. The transcript is spliced from 2 exons. The coding region runs from base 1 to 558 and encodes 185 amino acids. Lineage: Eukaryota; Fungi; Ascomycota; Eurotiomycetes; Eurotiales; Trichocomaceae.